This is a messenger RNA of Coregonus clupeaformis (lake whitefish), 2821 nucleotides long. RefSeq names its product E3 SUMO-protein ligase PIAS2. Bases 408 to 1661 code for a protein of 417 amino acids. The transcript is spliced from 12 exons. The record is from RefSeq and is a predicted model, not a curated record. Gene Ontology annotation, biological process: regulation of transcription by RNA polymerase II; protein sumoylation. Lineage: Eukaryota; Metazoa; Chordata; Actinopteri; Salmoniformes; Salmonidae. Gene Ontology annotation, molecular function: SUMO ligase activity; transcription coregulator activity; zinc ion binding.
CUAGGCAGUGGAAGGUGGUGUUGGUGUUAUCGUGGUGAGCUCUGACCUCACUGACCUGUCCCCCGACGGUGGUGUCGCCCUGGACUCUUACCUGCUAUCUGAUUCGCUGGUCCUGUCUGGUGAUUCGCUGCUGCUACACGAGGAGACCAAUAAGGAGCUGAGGAUGAACCUCCAGCAGCCCGACCCUCUCAUCCCCCCUGUCCACCCAGACGUCCAGAUGAAGUCUCUGCCGUUCUACGACGUGUUGGACAUCCUCAUCAAACCCUCCAGCCUGGGUCAGUGUCUCUGGAGGCAGCACUGUUCAGAGAUACCACCAAGAGAAAUACUUCCUCUUCGCCUUGACGCCUCAACAAGUCAGGGAGGUGUGCAUCUCCAGGGACUUCCUACCAGGUGGCAGAAGAGACUACAUGGUUCAGAUACAACUGAGGUUCUGUCUGUCAGAAACCAGUUGUCCCCAAGAAGACAACUACCCAAACAGUCUCUGCAUUAAAGUCAAUGGGAAGCUGUUCCCCAUACCGGGUUACGCACCGCCCCCUAAAAAUGGAGUGGAACAGAAGAGACCAGGAAGACCUCUAAACAUCACCUCAUUGGUCAGAUUGUCCUCUGCAGUACCCAAUCAGAUGUCCGUAACGUGGGCACCUGAAAUCGGAAAGACGUAUUCCGUGUCGGUGUACCUGGUGAGACAGCUCACAUCACCUCUACUGCUGCAGAGGCUCAGGAUGAAGGGCAUCAGAAACCCAGAACACUCCAGAGCCCUGAUAAAAGAGAAGCUGACAGCAGACCCUGACAGUGAGAUCGCUACAACCAGUCUAAGAGUGUCGCUCAUGUGCCCCCUGGGUAAGAUGCGCCUGACUGUGCCGUGUCGAGCUGUCACCUGUUCCCACCUGCAGUGUUUCGACGCAGCGCUCUACCUGCAGAUGAAUGAGAAGAAACCCACCUGGGUCUGUCCUGUCUGUGACAAGAAGGCUGCCUACGAGAGCCUCAUCAUCGACGGGUUAUUCAUGGAGAUUCUGAAUGACUGUUCUGAUGUGGAUGAGAUCAAGUUCCAGGAAGACGGGACCUGGUGCCCCAUGAGACCAAAGAAAGAGCCCCUGAAUGUGUCCUCAACCUGCAUCCCCAAAAUAGAACCGCGUCAGUGUGCUGUGGUCCCUGCCCACAGAGAGCCCAGCUCGACCAAUAAGAAGGCAGGCGUGAUCGACCUGACCCUGGAGAGCUCGUCAGAGGACGAGGAGCCUGACGCACCACUGAAGAAGAGAUGCCUCUACAGGUCCAAGACAGAGGAGGUGUACGCCAAGGGAGUGUUGCCCUAUCAGCCGUCGACGGUGCGCCUGCCAAACGCCCAGGCCCUGGACACCUCCCACCGGACGACCUCGCUGGCCGACUACGCAGUCCCCUUCCACCACUCCCCCCUGUCCACCAUCCCUACAGACAUGCAGAGUCUGGAUCUGUUCUCACUGAUCCAAGGUGACCGGCAGCAUUACAGAGCUCCCAUGUUCCUGGAUAACCUGCAGGCUGUGCCCACUAGCGCCGCCCUGGUGUCCUCUUCUAGCCAGUACGAGCCCAGCUCUCACCACACUUCCACCUCUUCCUACGAAACUGGGGUUAUUACCGGGGGAGGGGGAGGGUCCAACAGCAUCUCAGACAUCAUCUCAUUGGACUGAUUCUCUUAUCACUCAAAGGAUCCUCCUAUCAGAAGCCUUCAAUGGCUGUGUCCGAAAUGGUAUCUUAAUCCCUACAUAGUGCACUACUUUUGGCCGUCCAGCCACUAUAUAGGGAAUAGGGUGCCAUUUGGGACACAGUCUCUGUCCACUGGGCCAGCGAGAUCCCAGAGCUAGUGGUCUCCUUCCCUUCAUCUGCAUUGGCGUCUGGGUGCCAGUAACAGUAAAGUCGGGACACCGUGAAGUUGGGACACCGUAAAGUUGGGACACCGUAAAGUCGGGACACAGUAAAGUCGGGACACCGUAAAGUUGGGACACUGUAAAGUUGGGACACUGCAAAGUCGGGACACAGUAAAGUCAGGAAACAGUGAAGUCGGGACACCGUAAAGUCGGGACACUGCAAAGUCGGGACACCGUAAAGUCGGGACACCCUAAAGUCGGGACACCGUGAGGUCGGGACACCGUAAAGUCGGGACACAGUAAAGUUGGGACACAGUAAAGUUGGGACACAUUAUUUUAUUUCACCCGGCCCCUGCUUUGUUAGGUCAGUGCUGAUGGAAGGAAAAGAUAGUUGGGAGGCACCCCACCCACAGACUCCAGCUGGUCUCACUGAGCUGGUCUCACUGAGCUGGUCUCACUGAGCUGGUCUCACUGAGCUGGUCUGACUGAGCUGGUCUCACUGAGCUGGUCUGACUGAGCUGGUCUCACUGAGCUGGUCUCACUGAGCUGGUCUGACUGAGCUGGUCUGACUGAGCUGGUCUCACUGAGCUGGUCUCACUGAGCUGGUCUCACUGAGCUGGUCUCACCAGCUAAUGAGGAAGAGAAGAGAAGGGGAGGGGCUUUAACAUGACACUUGACUUUCACCACCUGUCUGUCUUCACUUUAUUGCUUUUUCUAUUGGAUGAACUGACAUGGAAGCAUUCAGCAGGAGGCGGGACAAUGGCUAUGGUUGACGGUGUCGAUUGGUUGAAGCGGCUGCUUUUCAGUAGCUAGGGGAAGUUAUCCCAAGGCAGCUCACUAUUGUACUACUAACUAAUUAGGGGUUCAAGCAGCGACGCUAGGUAAAACCCCAUUGUACUGUGAGUUCAGUGAGUAUUCAUACCCCUUGACAUAUUCAAAUCAAAUCAAAUUUUAUUUGCCACAUGCGCCGAAUACAACAGGUG